This is a messenger RNA of Mugil cephalus (flathead mullet), 1713 nucleotides long. It is a transcript of the gene stmnd1, whose product is annotated as stathmin domain containing 1. The transcript has 5 exons. Gene Ontology annotation, biological process: neuron projection development; microtubule depolymerization; regulation of microtubule polymerization or depolymerization. Gene Ontology annotation, molecular function: tubulin binding. NCBI's taxonomy places the organism in Eukaryota, Metazoa, Chordata, Actinopteri, Mugiliformes, Mugilidae. Gene Ontology annotation, cellular component: cytoplasm; neuron projection. Bases 165 to 1166 code for a protein of 333 amino acids. The record is from RefSeq and is a predicted model, not a curated record.
GGUCCUUGGAGACGAGUGGCGGAAUGCGACUUCACGAGACACGAUACACGGACAAGACAAGACAACUAAGAGAAGACAGCUAACUAAGACGAGACACGACAGCCAGCUGCGAGUAAACCUGUGACAUUUAUGGACGGAGUCCUCGUCGUCGCUUUGAUGUGAAGAUGGGAUGUGGAAACUCCACCAACACGGCGGCGGUGCAGCCUCUGACCCCGGAGGAGCUGAACGGAGACGAGGAUGAGAUGGGAAGUAAACUCGGCGGCCGCGGAGACUCGGCCGUGUCGAAAGGAACCGCAGACAGCGGGGUGGUGAUGGAGAACAGAGAGAUCCCCGCGUUACCUGGAGCGGUGCCCACGCAGCUCCCUCCUCUAACAUCUGGGUCAUCCGUCAGACAAGGUGAGGUGAACAGAAUCACACAAGACGACUUGCUGCAGCGCGAUGGCACGGCACUAAAUAGACCGCAAAGCAGCCAGAUCCUGGAGGAGCUGCUGAGCGAGGGCAUCAUCUCAGUUGGACAGAGCGGAGAGAAGAGCAGCGGGGCCGGAGAGGCCUACAGCAUCAUGCUUGAUGGUGGGGAAGAUGUCAAGCGAAGGCCUCCUGCCAGACUGGAGUCCCUGAAGGCCAAAAAAGCUGAAAGUCUGUACAGCAGAGAAGAGAUUGAGGAGAAGAUAAGACUGGCCGAAGAGAGACGCAAGCUAAAGGAAGACGAGCUCAAGACGCGUUUAAGAUCCAAGUCCGCGCGUGUUCGUGCCGCCGCUCCCACCUCCAGCACUGAGGAGGAUGAGGACUCACCUGUCACCCUUGUCGAGCCGCUACAAAUACCUGUCGGCCCCCACCCGACUCCAGCUCCACGCCUUCACGGCCAGCUCCCGCGCGAGGCUGCCGGCGGAGGAGGGGAGGAGGAGGGGGCGAGGGGGGCUGGAGGAGACAGCAGGGCGUCCGGGGAAGAAAUGGAGGGAGAGGACAAGAGGCAAGGGAGAAUGGAGGGAGGAGAGAGCGGAGACAACAGAGGGGAAGGUGCAGAGAGAGGGAGCGAGAAGGGGCAGGAGGAAGAGGAGGUGACGCGAGUGGAGGAGCUCCAGGAGGGGGAGCGCCUCACAUCCUCAGAGGAGCUGGAGAGUGAUUCUAGUUUUCAGCAGGCGGAGGACAAAGAGGAAACAUUUUAAACAAUCACAUGCAGUGAAUGAGCCAUUAAUCAGCACCUGGAGUAGGCAGAGAAGGGACAUUUUGUCAAGAUGUCUGUUUAAACCUGUAAAAAAAAAGAUAUAUAUAUAUAUAUAUAUAUAUAUAUAUAUAGCAGACAUGUAUAAAUGUUGUGUGAAGCGACUGUUUAAGCCAUGAUUGGACGUGCAGUUUAAAUUAGCCUGAUUUGAAAAUGAAUUGUUUGUUUUAAGUGGGUAAAAAGCACAAAGGAAUGUGAAAGUUUUCUAUUAAAUGGAAUGUAACUUACCUCAGUGAUUGCGUUGAUGAAUUUCAUGUUCUUGCCAAUAGAUUCAGUUUAUUCGUCGUUCAGCUAGUCCUCUUUAGUUGUGCAUGUGGGCGUGCAGUCGUUCAGUUGGACAUUAGAUGGCAGUGUUUCAGUGAGCUACAGCUGUGUGUCUCGGUGCUCUCUGAUUCAGGUCACCUCAUCUGUACCAUAAGCUAUAAGGGGGGCGACAUGUGGGGAAGUGCCUUGUUUGAAAUGAUGUUCUUGUAAAUCAAUAAAACUCCUUC